UCUCUCUCUCUCUCUCUCUCCAUCCUCCCCGUUUUCCAAAUUUCGAACCCCACAAAAACUAGAAGGAAGAAAGGAAUUCUCUCUCUCUCUCUGAAACGCACAUGGCGGCUCUGAACAGAGACCAGUACGUGUACAUGGCGAAGCUCGCCGAGCAAGCUGAGAGGUACGAGGAAAUGGUUCAGUACAUGGAACAGCUGGUGACGGGUUCGACCCCGGCCGCUGAGCUCAGUGUGGAGGAGCGGAAUCUCCUCUCUGUCGCGUACAAGAACGUGAUCGGUUCACUCCGAGCAGCCUGGCGCAUAGUGUCAUCGAUUGAGCAGAAGGAGGAGAGUCGCAAGAACGACGAGCACGUGGCGCUGGUCAAAGACUACAGAUCCAAGGUGGAGACGGAGUUAUCCGCUGUGUGUGCCGGCAUUCUCAAGCUGUUGGACUCGCAUCUGAUCCCAUCUGCGGUAGCUAGCGAAUCCAAGGUGUUUUACCUCAAGAUGAAAGGAGAUUAUCACCGCUACUUGGCGGAAUUCAAGGUCGGGGAUGAGAGGAAAGCGGCCGCCGAGGAUACGAUGCUUGCGUAUAAGACAGCACAGGAUAUUGCACUGGCUGAUCUUCCUCCAACUCAUCCGAUAAGGCUGGGACUGGCUCUCAACUUCUCAGUAUUUUACUAUGAGAUUCUAAAUUCAUCAGAGAAGGCCUGUAGCAUGGCAAAACAGGCCUUCGAAGAAGCCAUAGCUGAGCUGGAUACACUGGGUGAGGAAUCCUACAAAGACAGCACUCUCAUCAUGCAAUUGCUGAGGGACAAUCUCACUCUCUGGACUUCAGACAUGCAGGAGCAGAUUGAUGAGGCCUAAAUGUUUGGAUUGUUUUGCACUUCCAGAUGGGUGGACUUCGAUGACCUCUGUAAUCUGACUUGUCAGAUAUGUUCUCUAUAUGCACAGGUGUAGUCAUAAUGAUUUUUGUAUUCAAACAUGCUUUGGUUUUUCAUCUUUUCCUGAAAAAUUCUAUGGAUAUCUAUAGUUACAUGUUUUCCAGACAGCUUUUGAGGAGGAAUGAUAUUAUAAUUCCUACUUCCUACUUGAAUGAUUAUUAAUCAGUCUUUAUAAAUUUUGUGUUUGUGGAAUA
Molecule: messenger RNA, 1116 nt
Organism: Carica papaya (papaya)
Lineage: Eukaryota; Viridiplantae; Streptophyta; Magnoliopsida; Brassicales; Caricaceae
Gene: GRF8
Product: general regulatory factor 8
Source: RefSeq, a predicted model, not a curated record